This is a messenger RNA of Durusdinium trenchii, 701 nucleotides long. The record is from the annotation of a GenBank genome assembly. NCBI's taxonomy places the organism in Eukaryota, Dinophyceae, Suessiales, Symbiodiniaceae.
UCAUCGGCGCCAAGCCCUGCGAGCCAUUUCCAAGUGACCAUGGACCCACUUCGAUUCUUGUCUUCGCGUACUUGCCUAUUCAUUCCUUAAGGAAGCAGUUCACGGUGGAGGAGGCCGAGAAGGGCGCCAAGUGCGAGCAGCAUGGGAACACCUCCAACUAUCACGCCUCGCAUGACCCAGGCAUCCUCACCGACGACCUCACCUUGUCGCCCACCUUUCAAAAGGUCAAGGAGUUGCUUCCGCGCAUCAACCGUUUGUCCAAGCAAUACUUCUGGGGCGGCGACCAGUCCGGGGCAGCCCUCCACUACCACGUGAGCGCCUUCAAUGCGCUCUUCAUCGGUGAGAAGGAGUGGUAUGUGACGCCGCCUUACCUGGCAGCACGCAGUGGCAUUUCCACCUAUGAGCUCUUCCACCGGCCCGGGAUCAACGAGCAGCAUCUCUUCCGCUGCACACAAUAUGCGGGGGAUUUAGUCUUACUGCCGGAUGGUUGGGGCCACGCGACCUUGAACCAUGGCUUCGGUGUGGGUAUCGGCGUGCUCUACGACGAGAGCUGAGUCGCACCGCGGUUCGCUCGCGGUUUCCGCGGUUCCCGGCGGCGCAGGCGCUUCGCUCGCGUGCGUGACUACUGUGCUCCUUCCUUCAAUGCUCAUGGAUAUGUAUAACGCAAGCUCUGCACAUGUACGAUGAAGCCUUACUCCGAA